CCAGUUUAAACAUAUUAAUACCAGCCGUAACCGUUCACUUCGUUCUCUCAUUCGUUCCCGUUUGAUCAGUAUCCGUUUGCACUGUGAUAUUACAGGAAAAAGUCAACAUGUCGUCCCCCUCCCCUCGUUGAUAGAUUUGAAAUCCCCAUUUCAAAAGAGGCGUGCUGUGGAUUAGAAGUGCGACAGAUUUUCCCCCCGAGAAUGAAGCAAACCUGAGCUGCAACAGAGUGGGGAACCGGACUGUUGGCGAAUUAUUGAAAGCUCAGAAAGUUGGAGUGUCUCGAAUGGCGAAGCGUACGUGAAUUUCACUUCGCGCGAACAGGAAAAGGAGGACAAGCAGCAACAAGCGCCGCUGAAUUUUGGAGACAACGCUACCUGGACUGUACUGAGUAAAGUCUGUGGAGAAUGUUAUCCAGGUUAAACGAGUAUAUAUGGGCAGACUGGAUUUGGUUUCCGGAUGGCUUCGGUUGGGCGGACCUCAAGGAUCCCGAUGUUGUCCUACCUCAGUUACCGGAUCUUUGGGCUUUCAUUCCUUUUGCCAUCUUAUUCCUGGUCAUUAGACCGAUAUUCGAAAGGUGGGUAGCAAUUCCUAUGGCAUCUCUGCUGGGAGUAAGUGAUAAAAAGCGUGUUGAUCCUCACUUGAAUCCCUUACUGGAAGCCCACUACUGCAGCUUAUCUAAGCACCCCACACAGAGCUCCUUAGAAAAGUUAAGUAAACAGACAGACUUCUCAGUGCGACAGGUCCAACGAUGGUUCAAACAGCGGCGGAACCAGGACCGACCUAGCAAGAUUAAAAAGUUUCAAGAAGCCAGUUGGAGGUUUACCUUUUACUUUUUUGCUUUCUUUGCUGGCCUGGCAACCCUUAUUGAUAAACCAUGGUUCUAUAAUAUGAAGAGGAUGUGGGAUAACUUCCCAAAAAUGCCACUCUUACCAUGUCAGUACUGGUACUACAUGAUUGAACUGGGCUUUUACGUGUCCCUGCUUGUGAGCGUUGCGUCAGAUGUCAAGCGUAAGGAUUUUAAAGAGCAAAUAGUUCAUCAUAUUGCCACCAUUGUGCUCAUUGGCUUCUCCUGGUUGGUCAACUACAUCAGGGGAGGGACUUUGAUCAUGUUAGCGCAUGAUGCUUCCGACUAUCUCAUGGAGUCAGCCAAGAUGUUCAACUAUGCAGGUUGGAAGAGAACGUGCAACUGCAUAUUCAUUGUCUUUGCUGUUGUUUUCAUCAUCACCCGCCUCGUCAUUUUCCCCUUCUGCAUCAUCCACGCAACGAUGGUGUACCCUUUGACCAUCUACCGGCCAUUCUUCGGCUUCUACUUCUUCAACGGUCUGCUGUUGUUGCUGCUGUUGCUACACAUCUUCUGGACGUGGCUCAUCAUACGCAUGGUCAUCAAGUUCCUCCCCGGCAAUAACAUAGUCGAGGACGAGCGGAGCGACAAAGAAGAGACAGAGUCGGAAGACGAAGAAGGCGAUCGGAAUAGAACAUUGAAAAAUGGCCACAUUCACAACGGUCAUACGCCACUAAACAACAACUGCCAAAAGAUGGAUUGAGAGGACAUUGAGAGCAGUGCGAGGUGGGGAAAUGUACAUCCCUUACUUUUGGAAGCCAAAGAAUAGGAGUGUGGCACAAAAAAAAUGGUAGCACUUUAUUUGAUUGUGGCGUCAUAAAACUGUCAUAAGACCUUCAUAAUUAUGAUAUGACACUGUCAUACCUCUGUGAAGUUGGCCCGCCAUCAGAUGCAGAUUUAUAUCAAAAUAAUGUUGAUCGUUUGUGCUACGUUGGUGCUUGUUGGUGCUGCCAUUGUUUUUGAGAUAUUUAUAAUUCUUUUAUAGGUCAAUCUAAAGUCAAACAGCCCCCCAUUUUGAUUAAAAAUGGUGUCAAUCGUUUGUGGUGUCAACAUUUUUGUUUAUUCUGCAACGGUUUUGUAAAUAUUAUGCUUGUAAUUUGUAGUGAUGAUGUCACACAGCACCCCCGUUUACGGCAAAAUGGAACUGUGUUUGUGCUAUGUUUGUGCUCGUUUGUGCUACUAUCGUUUUAUACCUAUAAGAUAUUAGUUUCGAGUGUUAUCGUCUCUCGCAGCCCGUCUGUAUUCUAUCUCCGGCAGCUGAUGGAGCGUACCAACUCUCUUAAUUACAGAGGGGUGACCCAACAACUAGCACAAACGAAGGGCACCACUUCAAGUCCAUUUAGCAGUAACUGUGGGAGACUUGAGAUAUUAAUUUCGAGUGAUGACGUCACCCGCAGCUCCCCUUUACUGCAAAAUGGACAUGAAGUGGUGCCAUUAGUUCUUGCUACGUUUGCGCCAGUUGUUGGAACACCCCUAGGUUAUUGAGCGAGUUGGUACGCUCAGUCAGUCGCUGGAGUUAGGAUACGGAAAGGCUGCAAGUAAUGUCUUCGUUGGAGAUUAAGACCUCAAUAUCUAUAAAACAAUAGCAGCACAAACGAAAAUGUUUACAGGACAAACUAGCAUAAAUGUAGCACAAACGAACGGCACUACUUCAGGUCCAUUUUGCAAUAAAUGGGAGCCUUGAGGUAUUAAUUUUGAGUGAUGACGUCACUCGCAAGUUACUGCAAAAUGGACCCAAAGAGGUGCCAUCCAUUUGUGCUAAGUUUGUGCUUGUUUCUGCUGCUAUCGUUUUAUAGAUAUUCAUUUCGAAUGAUGAUGUCUCUGUAUUCUAACUCCGGUGGCUGACGGAGCGUACCAACUCUAUUAACUACAGACGGCACCACUUUCGUGUCCAUUUUGCAAUUAAUGGUGGGGCUUGAGAUAUUAAUUUCGAGUGAUGACGUCACUCGCAGUUUACUGCAAAAUGCACCCGAAGUGGUGCCAUUAGUUUGUGCUACGUUUGCGCCAGUUGUUGGAUCACCCCUCUCUUAUUAAGAGAGUUGGUACGCUCGGUCAGCCGCUGGAGUUAGGAUACGGAAAGGCGUCAUCACUUGAAAUUAAUACCUCAAUAUCUAUAAAACGAUAGCAGCGCAAAUGAAAAUUUUACAGCACAAAUGUAGCACAAACAAACAGCACGGAUUCUGGUCCAUCUUGCAGUGCGUGGGGAGCUUGAGAUAUUAAUUUCUAGUGAUGACGUCACUCGCAGUUGUCACUCGCAGCCCCCCAGUCAUUUGUUUGUGUGAGUUGUUGGGACACCCCACUGUUAUUUUACAGAGUUGGUACGCUCCGUCAGCCGCUGGAGUUGGUAUGCAGAAGGGCAGCAAGUAACAUCACUCGUAAUUAAUACUUCAGUAUUUUUACAACAAUAGUGGCACAAAUAAAAACAUUUACAGCACAAACUAGCACAAAUAUAGCACAAACCAACAUUUCCACUAUGGGUCCAUUUUGCAGUAAAUAAGGUACUGCGUGACGUCAUCACUACAAACUAAAAGCAGAACAUUUACAAAACUAACAGCACAAACGAUCGGCACCAUUUUUUUAACUGGCUGGCUGACCUCAGAUUGACUUAUAAAAUAAUUGUAAAUAACUCAAAAACGAUAACAGCUCAAAUGACUUUUUUACAGACAAAUGAUUGAAAUCAUUCACAGAGGUCACUGUCAUGAGCAUUUAUGAAUGCUUCUGACAGAUGUCACUAAUCCGGCAAAUUUUGUUACUAACUCCAUUAAUGUCCAGUCUGCAUCAUUUUCAUCCAUUCAAAAGUUGCAUAAUUUGCUGGAUAACACUUCAAAGUGUCAUAAGCAUCCAUUAUUGCUCAUGACAGUGUUAUGUCCUAAUCAUGACGGUUUUAUGACAGUUUUAUGACCCCUACUGUUAAUCAGGCAAAUUUUGUCAGUAACUCCAUUAAUGUCCAGUCCGCUUCUUUUUCAUCCAUUAAAAAGUUGCAUAAUUUGCUGGAUGAAACUUAACGACAUAUGUCGUAAGCAUUCAUUAAUGCUCAUCACAGUGAGAUGUCAUAAUUAUGACUGUUUUAUGACAGUUUUAUGACCCCCAGUAGUUAAUUUGGCAAAUUUUGUCAGUAAAUCAUUUUCAUCCAUUAAAAAGUUGCAUAAUUUGCUGGAUGAAACUUGACCACAUAUGUCAUGAGCACCCAUUAAUGCUCAUAACAGUGACAUGUCAUAAUUAUGACUGUUUUGUGACAGUUUUAUGACCCCACGUAGUUAAUUUGGCAAAUUGUGUCAGUAAAUCUUUUUCAUCCAUUCUAAACUGAUAAUAAUUUGCUGGAUAACACUUAACGACAUGUGUCAUAAGCAUUCAUUGAAGAUCAUGACAGUGGCAUGUCAUAAUUAUGACUGUUUUAUGACAGUUUUAUGACCCCCGCUGUUAAUCAGGCAAAUUUUGUCAGUAACUCCAUUAAUGUCCAGUCCGCAUCAUUUUCAUCCAUUCAAAAGUUGCAUAAUUUGCUGGAUGAAACUUAACGACAUAUGUCGUAAGCAUCCAUUAAUGCUCAUGACAGUGACAUGUCAUAAUUAUGAUGGUUUUAUGACAGUUUUAUGACCCCAAAC
Corythoichthys intestinalis (scribbled pipefish) is the source of this 4444-nucleotide messenger RNA. Its product is annotated as ceramide synthase 2-like. The transcript is spliced from 11 exons. Gene Ontology annotation, cellular component: membrane. Gene Ontology annotation, biological process: ceramide biosynthetic process. Gene Ontology annotation, molecular function: sphingosine N-acyltransferase activity; DNA binding. NCBI's taxonomy places the organism in Eukaryota, Metazoa, Chordata, Actinopteri, Syngnathiformes, Syngnathidae. Bases 406 to 1545 code for a protein of 379 amino acids. The record is from RefSeq and is a predicted model, not a curated record.